AUAAUAAACUCACGAAGAAGAAGAGGAAGCGAGUGGAUUGGUGGAAAGUUUGGCGGACUUUAUCCUCCGCAGAGCAGCAGUUUUUUUGUUGCAGUCCUGCUAGAUGAAAUCAGUCCCACCCCACUUGUGACAGCGGCCGCAGCCUCCACUCAACUGAUUUCCAUCUUGCGUGACCAGAGAUACAGCAAUCAUGUCUUUAACAAAUGGCCACAGUAUAAGCAAAGAAACAUGGAAUUCACACAACAAGAUGAUGCUGGAGCCUCUGUCUGUCAACGACUCUGAGGUGUUUACCAUCAUAAAAAAUGAGAAGCACAGGCAGACGUACGGUCUGGAGCUCAUCGCAUCAGAGAACUUUGCCAGCAGAGCGGUUCUCGAGGCUCUGGGUUCCUGUAUGAACAACAAAUACUCUGAGGGAUAUCCUGGUCAGAGGUAUUAUGGUGGUACGGAGCACGUUGAUGAGUUGGAGAGACUUUGUCAGAAGAGGGCGCUGGAGGCCUUUGGUCUGGACUCCGACAAAUGGGGCGUCAACGCGCAGCCAUACUCGGGUUCACCUGCUAACUUUGCUGUCUACACCGCCAUCGUGGAGCCCCAUGGCAGGAUCAUGGGACUCGACCUUCCUGACGGAGGUCAUCUGACACAUGGCUUCAUGACGGAGAAGAAGAAAAUCUCCGCAACAUCCAUCUUCUUUGAGUCCAUGCCGUAUAAGGUGAAUCCAGAAACUGGCUACAUUGACUAUGACAGACUGCAAGAAAACGCUCGACUGUUCCACCCCAGACUCAUCAUUGCAGGAACGAGCUGCUACUCCCGAAACCUCGACUACGCCCGCAUGAAGCAGAUUGCAAAUGAGAAUGGUGCCUAUCUGAUGGGAGACAUGGCUCACAUCAGUGGACUGGUGGCUGCUGGACUGGUGCCCUCACCAUUUGACUACUGUGACAUUGUUUCCACGACAACACACAAGACGCUGCGUGGCUGCCGCUCUGGCCUCAUCUUCUACAGGAAAGGCGUGCGGAGUGUAGAUGCCAAGGGCAAGGAGAUUAUGUACAACUUGGAGUCUUUGAUCAAUCAGGCUGUGUUUCCUGGGCUGCAGGGAGGACCGCACAACCACGCUAUUGCAGGUGUCACUGUGGCUCUCAAACAAGCCAUGUCACCAGAGUUCAAGGCCUACCAGACGCAGGUUCUUGCUAACUGCAAAGCUCUAUCCAGUGCUCUUAUUGAUCAUGGCUACAAGAUUGUCACUGGUGGCUCUGACAACCACCUGAUCCUGCUCGACCUGCGCAGCAAAGGAACUGAUGGAGGCCGAGCUGAGAAGGUCCUGGAAGCCUGUGCCAUUGCUUGCAAUAAGAACACCUGUCCAGGGGAUAAGAGUGCUUUGCGCCCCAGUGGUCUGAGGUUUGGUUCUCCAGCGCUGACCUCUAGAGGCUUGGUGGAAGAUGACUUCAGGAAGGUGGCAGAGUUCAUUCAUAGAGGCAUUGUGCUGACCUUGGAGGUGCAGAGAAGCCUGGAUCCAAAGGCCCCUCUGAGGGAGUUCAUCCAGGCUCUGGCUCAGGAAGAGAAGUUCCAGCAGCGAGUGUCUGAAAUUAAAGCAGAGGUGGAGGCUUUUGCCGGUCAAUUCCCCAUGCCUGGCCUGCCUGAGCUGUAGAGACACUGAUGGAUUCUUGACUGAGGAUUGUAACAAAAUGAAUGCCAAUUUUUGUGGUGUGUUUUUUUGUCUCUAUAUUUCUUUGUGCAUACCUAAAUCUGCCAAAUCAAGAUAUUUCAUCACAACUUCACAACAGAUUUAGAUUGCAACAGAUUUGUCUUAACACAAAGAUAGAUUUUUGGACCUCAUUGUCCUCCUGUUAUUCAUUGAUGCUACAGUGCCUGUCUUGGUUUUAGAUUGGGUUUUGUAUUUUACUGUAGCUUUGGUCCCAAACGUCAUGAUCUCAUUUAAGCUUUAAUCUUUGUAUUACAAUUACAAUCUAAAGUCAGUGCAGAAGGAAGCACAAAGACUGAAUGCUGUAAAUUAUCUUGUGUCCAUAUACAAUUUGAAAACAAUAAAACCACGAUUGUUACAUUCAAUUAUGGUAACCAUAAUAAACAAACCAACAGAAACAA
Acanthopagrus latus (yellowfin seabream) is the source of this 2094-nucleotide messenger RNA. It is a transcript of the gene shmt1, whose product is annotated as serine hydroxymethyltransferase 1 (soluble). The transcript has 12 exons. Gene Ontology annotation, molecular function: pyridoxal phosphate binding; zinc ion binding; glycine hydroxymethyltransferase activity. Gene Ontology annotation, biological process: tetrahydrofolate interconversion; protein homotetramerization; purine nucleobase biosynthetic process. Gene Ontology annotation, cellular component: cytosol; nucleus; cytoplasm. Bases 191 to 1639 code for a protein of 482 amino acids. The record is from RefSeq and is a predicted model, not a curated record. Lineage: Eukaryota; Metazoa; Chordata; Actinopteri; Spariformes; Sparidae.